This is a messenger RNA of Setaria italica (foxtail millet), 2001 nucleotides long. RefSeq lists its product as uncharacterized. The transcript is spliced from 9 exons. The record is from RefSeq and is a predicted model, not a curated record. NCBI's taxonomy places the organism in Eukaryota, Viridiplantae, Streptophyta, Magnoliopsida, Poales, Poaceae. Gene Ontology annotation, biological process: protein transport. The coding region runs from base 26 to 1291 and encodes 421 amino acids.
UGCGUUCGUGGGGCAGGUGUUCACCAUGCUCGACCCCUCUGGGAACGGGCUCAUGGCCGUCACCACCCGCUUCGAGCUCCCGCGCUUCCUCACAAACAGGACUCCUACAUGGUUCAAAAAGAUUCUAUCACCGUUGAAGAAGAGUGAAAAUGGCCCAGUAUUUAGGUUUUUUAUGGAUUUGAAUGAUGCAGUAUCCUACGUUAAGCGGCUAAAUGUGCCAAGUGGCAUGGUGGGAGCUUGUCGCCUUGAUGUAGCCUAUGAACACUUCAAGGAAAAGCCUCACAUGUUCCAGUUUGUUCCAAAUGAAAAGCAGGUAAAAGCUGCCAAUAAGCUGCUGAAAUCACUUCCACAAAGGGGCAGAAGGAAAAGACUUGGUGGUGUCCCUGUUUUUAGUGCUCAAAACCUAAACAUUGCAGUGGCAACAAAUGAUGGAAUUAGAUGGUACACACCGUAUUUUUUUGAUAAAAACUUGUUGGACAAUAUUCUUGAAGCUUCAAUGGAUCAACAUUUCCAUUCAAUAAUGCAAAAUCGCCAUAAGCAACGUAGAAGAGAUAUCGUUGAUGAUAGUUUAACAUCAGAAAUAAUUGAAGAAAGUGCUGAUAGCUUGCUUGAACCCCCAGAGGUGCAAGAAUUGAUGAAUGAGAUUGGCCCAGCUGGAAUACCAUUAAAUGUUGUAACAAAAGCUGCAGAAAUUCAGCUUCUUGAUGUUGUUGAUAAAGUUCUUCUAGGAAAUAAAUGGUUGAGAAAAGCUGCCGGCAUACAACCACGGUUCCCUUAUGUUGUUGAUUCAUUUGAAGAAAGGUGCAGGACUGCUGUUUCGAUUGCCAACAUAGCUACUACCAGCAGCUUUACUGCUUCAAAUGAUAGCUGCUGCCAAAAUGACCAGCAAUCUCAAUCUUCAGAUCCAAGUAUUGAGAACAGCUACAGAAGUCACAGUAACCAAGAUCAUAAUCAAUUUCACUUUCCAUUUAGCAAUCUGCUUCCAAAUAUAUGGCCAGGGCAUGACAGAAAGUUUAAAGAACAAGAAAGCGACAGCAAAUUUAGCAGAUAUGAUGCUGACAUGAAAACUGAUUUACAAUCAAACCCUCUUCUCCCCAAGAUCACCAUGGUUGGCAUCUCAAUGAGUGAAGGUGGACAGAUGAGCAAGGCCAACUUAAAGAAGACAAUGGAAGAUUUGACAAAAGAAUUAGAGCAAACGAGUGAAAAAAAUACCUUCGGCGACGAGAAAGACCCACUUUUUGUUGCCAACGUUGGUGACUAUUCAAGGAUAACAAAGAUUAGCUCUACAUGAGGCUUAUUGAUGUACAGUAGGAGUGUUCUGUACAUAAUGAAAUUCUAACCAAUCUGGGUUUAUGUUGAUACUGAUCUCAGAUGGCCCUACUGAUAUAGUGAUGUAAAUUGGAGCCUGCCAGCAUAUCAUGUUCAGGGUCUAUAUAGUUCAUGUUGAUACUGAUCUUAGAGGCCAGGACCCUACUGAUAUAGUGAUGUAAAUUGGAGGAAGCCAGCAGAUCAUGCGCUCAUUCCAUUGUCGGCAGCUAUCAUGCUCAGAGUCUGUAGUUCAUGUUGAUACUGAUCUUUAGAGGCCAGGGCCCUACAGAUAUAGUGAUGCGAAUUGGACGAAGCCAGCAGAUCAUGCGCUCAUUCCAUGGUCUACAGUUCUGAAUUCAGGAGGCAAUCCAAUGUCAGUAUGCACGUUCCAUUGCCAGCACUACUGACUCCAGGAGGCAAUCCAAUAUCAGCACACAGAUUCCAUUGUUCAAAGUUCUGACUUCAGGAGGCAAUCCAACUUCAUUAUGGCCUCCACUGAAUGGUACAAGAUAAAUGUGCCAGGGAGUAGCAUGGAUAUUACUAUGCUAUUUAGAAUUUUGGAGAUGAUGAUUUGUCGAAGGAUGUUUUUGUGAAUAUAAAAGUAAAAUAUAUUCUCAUGUAUGUGGUAUGUACAAACAUGCAACAAGGCGUUGAAAUAACAAUAACAUGUUAGGGUGUAUUCCUUUGUGGAUA